AUGCGUUCAAUCCUAUGCAUAAUUGUACUCGUACACGGCCAUGGAGUGAAGAUUUCGAACGAACUCAAAUUCCAGAAAGAUCUUAAUAUGAGUUGUUUUUCCGCAGACGACAGGAUAAAAGAAAGAACAUUAAAACCAGGAACUCAUUGGGAAUUCAAUUUCGGUUUGAAUGUUGUGGGGAACACGCGUUACAUGUGCACCUUGAAACAAGAACCUGGAUUUAAACACCAUCAGAGCUUUAGAGCAUUUAAAAGACGUGGUUUAUGGGAUUGGAGAGCUAGAGAAGAUGGCAUCUAUUUAACAAGAAAAAAAAUCGGAACAACCACAUAA
This is a messenger RNA of Brassica oleracea var. oleracea, 330 nucleotides long. RefSeq names its product pumilio homolog 15-like. The coding region runs from base 1 to 330 and encodes 109 amino acids. The transcript has 2 exons. NCBI's taxonomy places the organism in Eukaryota, Viridiplantae, Streptophyta, Magnoliopsida, Brassicales, Brassicaceae. The record is from RefSeq and is a predicted model, not a curated record.